This is a messenger RNA of Cladophialophora psammophila CBS 110553, 1026 nucleotides long. Its product is annotated as ATPase get3. Gene Ontology annotation, molecular function: ATP binding; ATP hydrolysis activity. The transcript has 3 exons. Gene Ontology annotation, biological process: post-translational protein targeting to endoplasmic reticulum membrane. Bases 1 to 1026 code for a protein of 341 amino acids. The record is from RefSeq and is a predicted model, not a curated record. Gene Ontology annotation, cellular component: GET complex. NCBI's taxonomy places the organism in Eukaryota, Fungi, Ascomycota, Eurotiomycetes, Chaetothyriales, Herpotrichiellaceae.
AUGUCGACUGCCCUUGUGAGCGCAGACGACGACGUCCUUGAGCCUAGCCUUCAAAACCUUAUCGACCAGAAGUCACUACGAUGGAUUUUCGUGGGCGGAAAAGGUGGCGUGGGCAAGACAACAACCUCUUGUUCGCUGGCGAUUCAAAUGGCCAAAGCCAGGAAAUCAGUGCUCCUGAUUUCCACUGACCCCGCUCACAAUUUGAGUGAUGCCUUCAGUCAGAAAUUUGGCAAAGAUGCGAGACUGGUCGAGGGCUUUACCAACCUCAGCGCCAUGGAAAUUGAUCCCAAUGGCUCCAUUAAUGACCUGAUCAGCGGCGCCGGAGAUGAGGCUCAGGAUGCCAUGGCGGGACUGGGUGGAAUGGGCAACAUGAUGCAAGAUCUGGCAUUCAGCAUUCCUGGCGUUGAUGAGGCCAUGUCCUUUGCCGAAGUGCUCAAACAGGUCAAAUCGCUCUCCUAUGAAGUCAUCAUCUUCGAUACGGCUCCCACUGGCCACACGCUUCGCUUCCUACAGUUCCCCACGGUCCUGGAAAAGGCUCUAGCAAAGAUUUCUCAGCUCUCCGCACAGUUCGGCCCAAUGCUGCAAUCAGUCAUUGGAGCAAGAGGAGGUCUUCCCGGGGGGGCGACGCUCGAGGAGCUGACGCAGAAGCUCGAGUCACUUCGAGAGACCAUUGCCGAAGUCAACGGCCAGUUCAAGAAUCCCGACAUGACCACCUUCGUCUGCGUCUGCAUCGCCGAGUUCCUUUCACUGUACGAGACCGAGAGAAUGAUUCAAGAGCUGGCCAAUUACCAUAUUGAUACACAUUGUAUCGUGGUCAACCAAUUGUUGUUCCCGGAGAAAGGCAAUGAAUGCAAGCAGUGUAACGCCAGGAGGAAGAUGCAGAAGAAAUAUCUCGAUCAGAUCGAAGAGCUGUAUGACGAGUUCAACGUUGUCAAGAUGCCUCUCCUCACAGACGAGGUUCGCGGGGUGGACAGUUUGAAGAGUUUCUCGGAAAUGCUUAUUCAUCCGUAUCAACCACCAUCAUGA